GGCAGCGGCGCAGGAAGGGGCAGCAGCGGUGGGCAUGGAAGGCGCGGCAGAGAGAUCGAAGGGCAACAGCUUCGAUGUGGGAGAAUUCAUCAGCAGCAUGUGGAGAGGUUUCGACUCCUUCGGCAACUCCAUCACGAAAUAUGACAUCUCCGGGGACUUACUUACACAGCGUAUCAAUCAUGCAGAAUCAGAGAGCGAUGAGGACUUGGCCGAGGAGGACCCCAAGAAGAAACCACCGGAAAAGAGGGAGGCGGAGAGAAAGAACAGCAGCAAGCAUCAAUCAAAGGAGAAGAGGAAGAGCAGAACCAAGAAAUCUGCUGCCGUCAAGGAGUUCGAGGAGAAGCUCUCUUUGAUUCGGAAUCACAAGAGCACGACCUUUCAGAUCUGGGAGAGACAAGCUCGAUCCACCAAGGAGGGGCGCAUGGACGCGAGAAAUUCUGCGGCAGCCAUGGAGUCAAAGAUGCUGACGACAAACUCCCUCGGUGUGGGCCAUGUAGCCAAGUAUGGUCCCUGGGGACGAUGCAGUGGAAGGAAGCACGCGGCGAACGAGGUCUGCCUGGAGUGCUCGCGACUAGAUGAGAGGACCAGGAGCAAGAUCAUACACAACCAUCGAUGGGACGAGCAUGUGUCGACUCUGACCAGAGGGCUGAAUGAGCAUCGGGACUUGAUGGCUGACAGGCUAAAGGAGCCGGCUGUGGUCUAUGACAACAAGGUAGUGCAGGCACAUCACUCGAAGAAGAGCAUCGUCUCUAAGAUUAAAAGUUCACUCUCAUUGU
Molecule: messenger RNA, 776 nt
Organism: Guillardia theta CCMP2712
Lineage: Eukaryota; Cryptophyceae; Pyrenomonadales; Geminigeraceae
Exons: 9
Source: RefSeq, a predicted model, not a curated record